Colletotrichum fioriniae is the source of this 1623-nucleotide messenger RNA. Lineage: Eukaryota; Fungi; Ascomycota; Sordariomycetes; Glomerellales; Glomerellaceae. The record is from RefSeq and is a predicted model, not a curated record.
AUGGGCGAUCUAGCCAUCAUUCUGCCUCGUCUGAAGAUCAAAGCGAACGCCGAAGCCGCAGCUGCACUUCUUGAUAAGGUUAUUACUCAAGUGAAUGUUGAAUCCGACCGCAAAGAAUUGUAUGGAAGCGAUGACACUUUUGGUUUGAAGGAUGCUUCUUCACCCGAGCCUGGACGCAAAAAGGUCAUCGUCGAGUUCUCGUCGCCCAACAUCGCACAAGAAUUCGAGGGCAGGCACCUUCGUAGCACAAUCAAUGGUGCUGCCAUUGCCAACAUACAUGAGCGGAUGGGAUGGGAAGUUGGCCGACUGAACUUCCUAGGCGACUGGGGCAAAAACAUCGCCCUUCUCGCCGUCGGCUGGAACAAGUUUGGCUCGGAGGAAGCCUUUGCCAAAGAUCCCAUUCGCCACCUACUCGAUGUACACAACCAGAUCAACGAGCUGUUCAAGCCUGAACAAGAGGCAAGCGCAAAGGCGAAGGAGGAAGGAAAGAAUACAGCCGAGAUUGAGUCACAGGGCAUUUACGCCGAACGUGAUGCCUUCUCCAAGAAAUGGGAGGAAGGGGAUGCCGAUGCACUAGCCUUGACCACUAGGUUCCGCGACGUCUAUGUCGAAGACUACACUAAAGCGUACGCUCGUCUCGGCAUCAAGUUCGAUGAAUAUGCUGGAGAGUCCCAGGUCACGCCUGAUUCGAUUGCGGAAGUUGAGACAGUCCUCAAAGAGAAGGGGAUAUCUGAGGAGAGCGAUGGUUCCUGGCUCAUCGACUUCAAGAAGCACGGCGCAAAAGGUCUCGGCACUGGUAUGAUCCGGAACCGUACUGGCACAACCAUGUACUUCUCCCGCGACCUGGCCGCGGUCCUCGACCGUGAGAAAACGUUUGCGUUCGACAAGAUGAUUUACGUCGUCGCUUCGGAGCAGGACUCCCAUUUCCGCUGCGUGAUCAAAGCACUCGAGUUAAUGGGGAGAGAGGAUCUCGCGAAGAAGAUUCAACACGUGAACUUUGGCAAGGUCCAGGGCCUUUCGUCCCAACUAGGCAAUGCGCACUUGUUGGGAGACAUGCUGAACCAAUGUGCCAACGCAGUCAGAGACGCCAUGGCGAUGGAGGAGAAUGCUGGGGCCCCUCUUGCCGCCGCGGAGCCUUUCGGUAUCACAUCGCUUCUUGCCCAAGACAUGCACACCAAGCGCAGCAACGGGUACGCGUUCGAUAGCAAGAAGAUGACUGAGUUCGAGGGCGAGACCGGCGCCCAUCUUCAACUGCUUUACACUCGACUUUGUUUGACCAUCAAGGAGCUCGGAGUUGACCCGACUGCGCUCGGAGAAGUCGACUACGCGCAUUUAGAAGAGGAAGAGUACACGAAUCUCCUGAGACUCAUGGCACAGUAUCCCGAUGUCAUCAACGCCGCGUACAAGACCCUCGAGCCCUCCGCUGUGUUGACGUUUCUGUAUCGGCUGGCCGAGCAGUUACUGGUAUGUCUCGAUGACGAUGAGGGCGAGGGUGAAGACGAAGAGGAGGAGACUGCCGACGAUCCGGCGCUUGACCUUGCACGAGCGGUGCUGUAUGAGAAUGCCAGACAGGUUUUUGAGAAUGGGAUGAAGGUCCUCGGUAUCAGCCCUCUGUCUUCUUAA